This is a messenger RNA of Paramuricea clavata, 490 nucleotides long. NCBI's taxonomy places the organism in Eukaryota, Metazoa, Cnidaria, Anthozoa, Malacalcyonacea, Plexauridae. The record is from the annotation of a GenBank genome assembly.
AUGUUUAAAGCCAGCGAGUUGAGUAGAGUCGCGAACGAAGACACGGGAGGCGAGAAGAAGACGAAUUUAUUAAGAAUGUAUGCAGAUCAUUGGCAGACUUUAACUGGGAAACGAACGAUUCGUAAUCAGAGACGAAAUUUUGAGGAGAUGCUUAUGGCUGAAAUACCCGGCGCGGCUGAGAAGACGAACCUUGCAAUGCAUGCCGUACUCGAGUCGGAGUUAGAUUCAGAUUCUGAAUGUGAGACUGCGUUCAAUACUCGUGGAGCGACGCCAGGGACACCACUCACCGUACGUAACCAUGCAUUGCUUCACUACUUCGCCAACCUUGCGCGCUCGAAUAAUUUCAAUGAUAAGAUGGACUUCGCGUUCGUGCAGUCCCUGGUGAAGAAUGGUGCGUCAAUAAACACGGCCGAUAAACAUGGUCAGACCGUGUUCCAUGAAGUAGCAAGAUCUUGGCAUACAGAUGUCGCCAAGUUUCUGCUAAAUAACG